CAGCAGUGUCUUUAUAUGAACACUCUCUGUCCGUCAGUGAACUUACUGCGUGUUUUCUGUCCCCGCAGCUCACAACAGAUCCACAAACAGCUUCACACUUCUAUCAGCCUCUGUCCCACAGCUGGACUUCAUAUUGUCAAACUUUCUCUGCAACUGGUGUUUGUGGAACAAGAGGUGGAAAGGCUUGCCACACAUCUGACUCCUGAACAUCUUCCUCUCUCUGAAGUGGACAGACUUUCAUCGGGAUGAUUUCACAGAAGGUGAUUCACUCCAACACUUCACAGUCAGUGAGGUUGAAUCUGCCGCAGGUGUUAUUAAAGCCAUCCAUCAUUCUGGGAGUUUACCAUAUGAUCACUUGAGUGACAUUAAACACCCCCGCUCUGUGUAGGUAGAUCUGCUGGUUUUGUUUUUAUGGCCAUUUCUCGUUAAUAAGACACCGGGGGAUAACUCCAUCCUACACUCCUAUCUUUUAUCGAUGAUGUGGAAAAUCUUGUGAUUCCGAGAUCGUCUGUAAUCAUGAUGGCCGCCGCCCUCUUUCAAGAGAAGGAGCAUCCCCUCCUCCAGCUGCAGGAGGUGGACUCCAGUCGAGUUGGAUGUCGCGCCCCCCUUCCUCCCCUCAGGGCCUCCUCUCCUGGGUUAUCCAUGGCGAACCAGCCCAUCUGCAUCCCCUCCCCGUACACCGACAUCGGCCACGACUUCCCCCCCCUCCCUUUCUACAGUCCGACCAUCUUCACGUACGCCGGGCCGGGUAUCUCCGACUGCCCCUCUGUCUGUCAGUCGCUCAGCCCCUCCUUGUUCUGGCCCAGUCACGGCCAUGUGGGGCCCCUCCCCCUGCACCAGGCCCAGGCUCGGACCCCUCAGCCGGUCCAGAGCCCCUGGGUGGAGCUGCGGGACGGCAUCCUGACAACCAGUAAGAGUGUGAGGAGGCGUUCUCAGGAGAGCGAGGAGGCCGUGGUGUCGUCCGGAGGGAAGGCGGACCUCCACUUCUGCGCCGUGUGUCACGACUACGCCUCGGGCUACCACUACGGUGUGUGGUCCUGUGAGGGGUGCAAGGCCUUCUUCAAGAGGAGCAUCCAAGGACACAAUGACUACAUCUGCCCGGCGACUAAUCAAUGCACGAUAGACAAGAACCGCCGCAAGAGCUGCCAGGCGUGUCGCCUUCGCAAAUGCUGUGAAGUCGGCAUGACCAAGUGCGGUUUGCGUAAGGAGCGUGCGAACUGCAGGAACCCCCAGACGAGGCGAGUGACCCGCCUGUCCUCUGAGAGCAGAACCAACCUACCAAAGGCGUUAAACGGAGCAGUGGUGGUUUUAUCAAACGCACCCCUCCCUCCGGCUCUGACCCCGGAGCACCUGAUCUCCAGGAUAAUGGAGGCGGAGCCGCCGGAGAUCUACCUGAUGAAGGACAUGAACCGGCCGCUGACUGAAGCCAACGUCAUGAUGUCGCUCACCAACUUGGCCGACAAGGAGCUGGUGCACAUGAUCAGCUGGGCCAAGAAGAUCCCAGGGUUUGUGGAGUUCGGCCUCCUGGAGCAGGUGCACCUGCUGGAGUGCUGCUGGCUGGAGGUUCUGAUGAUGGGGCUGAUGUGGAGGUCCGUGGACCAUCCAGGGAAACUCAUCUUCUCCCCGGACCUCAGCCUGAGCAGAGAAGAGGGGAACUGUGUGCAGGGCUUCUCAGAGAUCUUCGAUAUGCUGAUAGCUGCCACAUCCAGGGUGAGAGAACUCAAGCUGCAGAGGGAGGAGUACGUCUGCCUCAAGGCCAUGAUCCUCCUCAACUCCAACAUGUGCCUGAUCUCGUCAGAGGGCAGCGAGGAGCCUCAGAGCCGCUCCAAGCUGCUGCGGCUCCUGGACGCCGUGACGGACGCUCUGGUGUGGGCCAUCGCCAAAUCAGGCCUCCCAUACCGCCAGCAGUACACCCGCCUGGCCCACCUGCUCAUGCUGCUGUCACACGUCCGCCAUGUCAGUAACAAAGGCAUGGACCACCUCCACUGUAUGAAGAUGAAGAACAUCGUGCCUUUGUACGACCUGCUGCUGGAGAUGUUGGACGCCCACAUCAUGCACAGCUCCCGCCUGCCCCCCCGCCCCCCCCAGGAGCCCGGGGACCUGACAGAGGUUCCUGAUCGGCCCCCGAGCUCCGGCAGCUCCCUGUCCAACACCUGGACGCCUGGCAGCACCGGGAGUGGAGGUGAACCACAAUGAAUUCACCGCUUUGCACAUAGUUCACAAGACUGAUCAUUUUUUUACUGGAACAUUCUGCUGAAUUCUGUGGAAUUCACAGGGGAAAUUUUGACACACGCUGCACUUAUUGUAGUGAACUCAACUUUGGAGAUUUCAGAUAUUACUCUGCAGACAGACCGAACUUGCCGUUUCCUUUGCCUUACUAAUAAUAACUAUUAUAUACAUUAUUCGGUCAGCAGCAUUAGUUCUUGCUUACAUUUGCAAUUCAUGCAAUAUGUUAAUGCCAAGAUUCUCUCGGGCUGAGCAGCUUAUUUCCAACCCAGUCUCACGGCAUUUCGUGUUAUAGUCACGAAAUUAAUUUAAUCUAUUGAUUCGUGUUCACCAACACGAUUUUUGCAUUUUUUUCGUGUCACACAGAAC
Molecule: messenger RNA, 2595 nt
Organism: Trematomus bernacchii (emerald rockcod)
Lineage: Eukaryota; Metazoa; Chordata; Actinopteri; Perciformes; Nototheniidae
Gene: esr2a
Product: estrogen receptor 2a
Exons: 9
Coding region: 517-2196 (559 amino acids)
Biological process (GO): estrogen receptor signaling pathway; cellular response to estradiol stimulus; regulation of DNA-templated transcription
Cellular component (GO): nucleus
Molecular function (GO): nuclear estrogen receptor activity; sequence-specific DNA binding; nuclear receptor activity
Source: RefSeq, a predicted model, not a curated record